Monosiga brevicollis MX1 is the source of this 1644-nucleotide messenger RNA. RefSeq lists its product as uncharacterized. Gene Ontology annotation, molecular function: protein binding. Bases 1 to 1644 code for a protein of 547 amino acids. The record is from RefSeq and is a predicted model, not a curated record. The transcript is spliced from 5 exons. Lineage: Eukaryota; Choanoflagellata; Craspedida; Salpingoecidae.
AUGGCCCAAUGGCUCGCUGUCGUGGGCCUGGUGGUGGUGCUGUUGGGAGGGCAUCCAAGCCGAGGUGAAGCGGACGAGCAGGCUUUCGUGUUUGUAGAUCAGGCAGGUCAUUUGCAUCUCAACAGCUCCACCGUGCGUGGUGAACAGACCCGGGUUUACGUCAAUGGGCACGACCUGGACGCGGUCUUUGAUCAGCUUGCCCACCUUCAGGCCGUCGUGGCAUCACAACGGGCUUUGCUGGAUGCUGCCUUUCCACAGCUGAUCAAGCCACAAAUUUACCUGAUUGGAGGCGUUGUUGAAAACAACGUGACGUCUGAUGUUCAACUGUUUGAUGGCUACAACUGGACAAUGGGCCCCUCGCUGCCAACGCCCCGUGCCGCCGCAGCUGCUGCUGUGUACGGGGAGUAUUUAUACUACUUGGGGGGCUCGCCCCAGGCGCAAUCACGGGUUGAUGUAUUCAAUCGCUUUGCUUGGUACGAGGGGCCCUCGCUCAACAUCGCCCGUGCUCAGCUGGAAGCCGUCACGUUUCGAGGCCGACUUUAUGCCUUGGGUGGAUAUGACAACAUGCAUGCACUCAGCUCGGUCGAGGUCUUCAAAGGCUCUUCAUGGGCGGAAGGUCCGCCCAUGAUCAUUGCUCGCCAUUCCUUUGGCGCUGUUGUCUUUCAGGACCGCCUCUACGUGGUGGGAGGCUCCAACGACACCCAUUUUGUGUCCCACCUCGAGACCUUUGAUGGCGAGGCAUGGUCCCUUGUGGACCGUGAAAUGCCACAAGCAGUUCGUGCAUUUGGGCUGUCUGUUUUUCAAGGGCUGCUCUAUGUUGUCGGUGGUACCAAUAACACGGUGUUCAGCGGCGUCUGGACGUUUGAUGGUGUCGACUGGGCCGAGGCACCUGCCCUCUCCCAGCCUCGUCGAGCCUUGAGCUGUGUGGUCUACGAAGGCGAGCUGUUCGCGAUCGGCGGAGCCGCCAUUGAAUCAGUUUACAACGUGGAAAUUUUCAACGGCUCAGCUUGGCGUGAUGGCCCGCUUGUCCUCCGUGGACCUCGCCAUACAAUGGCCGUGAGCCAUGCCUUGGGCAGCUCCUUUACCGUCGUUCUUGAUGCUGGUGAGGAGCAGUGCUAUUUUGAAGACGUUGAUGCUAGUCUCAAGCCCAAGCUGCUCGACAUGGAUUUUCAGGUAACAUCUGGCGGCAAUCGCGAUGUUGACUUCUCCGUGACGGCACCCAACGGACAGCUGAUGGAGCGCGGCGUGCGUAAGCGUGAGGGUGGUCACGAAUCAAAUAUCCCUGCCGCUGGUACUUGGAAGUUUUGCUUCAGCAACCGCUUCUCUACCAUGACGCAAAAGGCCAUCUAUUUCUCGCUGUUUGUCGAUUAUGACAACGACGACUCAUUGCCAAGCGCCGACGCCUCCAUGCACGAGAUGGAAGAGAGUGCCAAGCGUGUACAUCGCCACCUCCAAACCUGCCAGCGCCUCGCCUCGCACAUUGGUACCCGCUACCAUCGUCAAAUCGAGACUGCCGAGUUCAAGGACCAACAAGUCAUGAUGUUUUCUUCGCUCGAGAUUGCGGUCGUCGUCGCCGUGGGUGCCUUGCAGGUGGUAGUGAUCCGGCGCUUCUUCAACACCGAGUCCAACAAGCCGGCCCUGUAG